Micropterus dolomieu (smallmouth bass) is the source of this 2805-nucleotide messenger RNA. Its product is annotated as inactive N-acetylated-alpha-linked acidic dipeptidase-like protein 2. The coding region runs from base 423 to 2783 and encodes 786 amino acids. NCBI's taxonomy places the organism in Eukaryota, Metazoa, Chordata, Actinopteri, Centrarchiformes, Centrarchidae. The record is from RefSeq and is a predicted model, not a curated record. The transcript is spliced from 20 exons.
GCUUGUUUUGGGAUUCCCAUGCUCCCUGGACUUCUGUUAUUUCAUGUUCAUUGGAUUGUUUGUUCCUUGGAUUGUCUGCUUCUUUUGCUGUGGAGAAGAUCUGUCACCAGUAAACAAACAGGAAGGACUCAAAAUCACUGAAACCACCCCUGGGUAUGGCCCCUCAUCUCAACAUCAUCUAGACUGUCUGGGAUUAAAUCAACAGAGAGAAGCAACUGAGGCUGCGCCAAUCCACGGAAGCACUAACACCCAAGAGAGUGAAACGUGGAUGCAGUUAAGAGACUUGGGACGCACCCAGUGUCGGCUCUUGGCUUGAGGUUCUGUACCCAUAGGGAUGACUCAGGACUUGUGAAAAGGCUGGUGUGUGUCUGUUGGGUUCCUACUGACAUCCUUGGAUGAUGUACACCUGAGAAGGUCACAUCAUGGCAUACAGGAAGGUGUGUGAUGCCCAGGGUGGCCCAAUGGUCGGAGAGGGUCUGCACUGCUCUGGAGGUCUGGAUCUUGACUGGGACCUGGACAAAGAGGAGCUACAGGAACCAGGACCCAGCAUGGAUCGCAUGCAGAUGCAACAUGUAGACUGCCAGCGAUCAGGGUGUUCAGACCCUGGCCCUGACCCUGACCCUGAGUUGAUGGAACCCAUUCAGCCGUCUGUCUCGGUUUCACCUCAUGGACGAUUUGAACGACUCCAGGAAGAUCCCAACUACAUCUCCCACUUCACCAGGGCUCCGGGCCAUAAAGGCCAGCGACGACUCCACUGCUUCCUGCUCAGGUACCUCCUGGCAGGGUUGGGACUAUUUGUCCUUGGUCUCCUGAUUGGCUGGUUCACUCACACACCUACCAUCAAACCACCGGUUCUUCUGCUUGACAGCUCAGACCUGCUGGAGAAGCUGCUUAGAGGAAUCACAGCCGACAAGAUAGAUGCUCUUCAGAGGUCUUUCUCCAGCCUAUCAGAUGACAGCGAGGAAGCCCGAGCCAGGUACCUCUACAGUCAGUGGGUGGGACUUGGUUUGACUGACGUCCAUCUGUCCAAUCACACGGUGCAGCUCAGCCUGCCUGGUUCCACACCCAACACCAUCACUGACAGGUCUAGUCACCAGUGUUUCUUGCCAAACGGGAUCCCCUGUGACCAGCGUGGCCCAGAUGACCUGCCGAAGCAGCAGUUCUCCUAUGCAGCCUACUCUGCUGUUGGAAGUCUGCAGGGGGAGGUGGUGGAUGUCCAGUACGGCAGCGUGGAUGACCUGAGGAGAGUCAAAGAUAGCCCAAACCUCACCAACCAGAUUGCUGUGGUCAAACUUGGCCAAGCACCUUUGCUGUAUAAGCUCUCCCUACUGUCUGAGCUGGGUUUUGGAGGUGUUCUGCUUUACAUUGACCCAUGUGACGCUCCCCCUCGCCGCCACACCUGGCAUCAAGCCUUCAGAGUCACUCUCAACCCUGGAGGGGACCCUGCAAUUGCCGAAAUGUCAAGAGCAGCUGGAGGAAAUCUGAAUUCCCUGUUGGUUCAGCCCAUCUCUGCCUUCCUGGCAAAGACGUUACUGUCUUCUCCAUCCACAGGCCAGGGAGACUCGUGUAUUCCUCUAGCCAUGCCUCCCAACGCAGAACGAAAAAAGAUUACUCUGACUGUUGGAAACCUGCUGGCCUACAAGAAAAUCUACAAUGUUGUGGGAUACCUGAAAGGAAGAAGGAACCCAGAUCGAUAUGUGCUGGUUGGCAGUCGCCAUGACAGCGACCAGGGAGGCGGGGCUUCAGCCAUUAUGAAUCAGCUCAUCGCAGCGCUGACAGAGCAGACCAAACAAGGAUGGGUGCCAGACCGUACUACUGUGUUUUGCUCGUGGGGAGGCUCAGCCCUGGGGAACAUCGGGUCCUAUGAGUGGGGAAAGGAUAACAGUGUUGUUCUGAAGAGCAGUGCAGUGGCCUACGUCAGUCUGAACUCUCCAGUUAGAGGGACAGAGACUCUCAGAGCUACAGCUUCUCCAACACUGCUGCAACUCACAUCAGAUAUACAGAGAAGACAAUUGCUAAGUUGCAUUCGUGGUGGCAACUGCCCUGAACCCAAAGUCAGCUCGCUGCAGUUGCCUGGAGAUGUGAAUUUCUUCGCCAACCAACUGGCCGUGCCCACCAUGGAAUUUGCCUUUGAGCAGACCAAAGCAGACGAGGCCACCAGUUUCCUGUCAGAGACCCAGUUUUCUUCUGAGUCACCAGAGACUCUGGAUCCACUUUUCAAGUUCCAUGUGACCAUUGCUAAGAUGACAGCAGAGGCCAUUCUCCGCCUGGUCAAUGAUCCUGUGCUGCCAUUCUACCCUCUGGACAUUGCCCUGGAUGUUCAAAACAAACUCAAAGACAAGAGCAUGGUAUCUCAGCCCCUGCUGUCCUCAGCCUCCUCUCUGAGGGACCGUGCAGCCUUCUUCCAGUCAGAAACUAUGCGGCCGGCAAAUGACCCUAAAGAGCGUGAUCCCUCCCACGUGCGAAUGCUGAAUGAUGUACUCCGUGACCUGGAGAAGAGCUUCAUCAUCCCACAGACACCGCCUGGAGUGUACAGGAACCUGUUAUACAGCCUUCCAGGGAAGACUCCUCAGUUUUCCAUUCUCAGGUUCUCACAGGAAGCUGUCCUGCACUGCAACGUCACCAGCAAAUCAGUCAGACACAACUCUGCAGAUAAGGAAGUAUUGUGCCACAGCACCACGAAUCAGUCUCUGUCUCUCAUCCUUAGGGCCAUCCGGUCGGCUGAGAGGCUCGUGUGUUUUGGCUUGGACUUGUUUGAAAAUUACCCGAAUGACACAAUAUGAUCUUGGCUGACACAGCCGCACC